UUUUCACAAGAUGGCAUAAUAUGUCCGAAAGUCCGAAGUUCGAACGGUUCAAACUGCAUGCUGUAUAAUUACAUAAUCAUAAAAUGUUCAUAUUCAGAAUAAACUCGUGGAUAGAAGCUUAGAUGUUGGAAUACACUUUUUCUAUCACUACGAUUAAGAACAUUUAGAUUUAGAAAAGUAUAGCGCAAUAUUUAGAAAACUGAAAAUUUCCGAUCUUUUAUUUCAUAGAGAUUUCUUACAGUUAAUGAAUUUACUUACACACAUUUCUUGUUUUGUACCUUAACCUGUAUUCCCAAUUAAACAAAUUAUAAUUAUUAUUAUUGUAAUUAAUCAAAUGGCAGGUAUAACAUCAAUGUUGUCAAUAGGACAACGGCAUGACAUUUGUUCUGAAGAUGUUGUUAAUAGUAGUGUAAAUGUAGCUAAUUCUGAUAAUAGUAACAAUUCAAAAUCUUUAGAAGAUUUACAAUGCUUUGUAUGUGAUGCACAAAUCCAAGGGCGUCAUUAUGCGUUGGCUACAUGUAGAACACAGGCAUCAAGAAUUAGAGUAAUAGAAAAACUUGGAGAACUAGUUGGUGAGAGAUACAUGGUGGUAAUAUCAGAAGACGAUGUAAUUUGUAGAAGUUGUGCUAAUCUUAUUAACACACUUGAUAGACUUGAUGUUGAAAUGUGUAAUGUCCGUGAUAAUGUUUUACGGUUCUUGGAACAGAAAUAUUCUUUAAAAGAGGGAGAACUUCUUGGUAAUAAUAAGAAACAAAGACGUUCUCAACCACCUCAAAUUACAAAGUAUAACAAUCGACAUGGAAGUAACUAUGAAACUAGAAGAGGAGACAUUGUUUUAUCUUCCAAUGUUAUUGAUAAACCAAAGCAUAAAAAGAAUAAUAUAUGGUUGCAAUGUGACAAAUGUCAAUAUACUACACUUCACAAUUCCUUUAUGGUUCAUCACAUAAAAGAUCACAUCAAACAAAAAAUAUUUUGUGAGAGUCAACAGGAACCUCAUGAUUGCAAUAUGAAAAAACACAUGGAAUCGUCCUUAAAAGAAAUCGAUGAAACUAUGUUAAAUAUUCCGAUGUUGGAAAAAAAUAUUCACCAAAAUGUUCCAGUUAUGACUAUAGAAACAUGUCCGCCAUCGCAAAUAUCGAAUCGUAAUGAAAAUAUACCUAUAAUAAGAUUGUCAAAUUCACAGAGUUUAUCAAUGCAAAAUAUUAUAGCACCUGACAAUACUUCCGCAACUGGUCCAUCGAUAUAUGUGCGUGUCUUACAACCAGUUGAAAUCAAUGAAACUCCGACACAUUCUGCGAUGAUGAUGUCUACUUCCGAUACCGAUUUAGCUAUGAAACUUAAGGAUAAUUCAGAAAAACAAAUUUUGACUUUGACAGAAGAUGGAAAUUUAGAAAUAGCGGACAUAGCUUAUUGGGACGAUAUACAAACGUCAGAAUCACAAUCCAACAUGAUAUUUCAAUAAUUUGAAUAAUAUUGUCACAGUUUUAGUUUACUUAUUUUUAGAAGCACGA
This is a messenger RNA of Ceratina calcarata, 1511 nucleotides long. RefSeq lists its product as uncharacterized. The record is from RefSeq and is a predicted model, not a curated record. The coding region runs from base 335 to 1462 and encodes 375 amino acids. NCBI's taxonomy places the organism in Eukaryota, Metazoa, Arthropoda, Insecta, Hymenoptera, Apidae. The transcript is spliced from 4 exons.